UCUCUUCUCCUCAUAGACACCUAGCUACUGCUCCGCUCCGCUUCCAUGGCUGCCGACGGCGACGCCCCCGCCGAGCUCCACAGCGCCACCCGCGGCGACGACGCCGCAGCCAAGCCGCUCCUCUCCCCGCCCUCCGCCCCCGCCGCCGCACCCACGGCCGCGGCGCAGGAGACCCUCGAGGAGCUGGACCGGAGGUACGCGCCGUACGCGCGGCGGGACGCCUACGGGCCGAUGGGCCGCGGGCCCCUGGGGCCGGCGGAGGCGGCGCGCCUGGCCGUCGCCGCGGCCCUGCUCCUCCCGCUCCGGGUCGUGGCGGCCCUGCUCCUGCUCGUCGCCUACUACCUCGUCUGCCGCGUGUGCACGCUCGGGGUGGAGGAGGAGCGCCAGGGGGCCGAGGGCCCGGGGGACGGCUACGCGCGCCUCCGGGGAUGGAGGCGGGACGCCGUCGUGCGCUGCGGCCGCAGCCUCGCGCGCGCCAUGCUCUUCGUCUUCGGCUUCUACCGGAUCCGCCAGGACCGCCGCGGGGCCGCAGCUGCCCAGGACGAGGACCUGGGCAAGUCUGAAUAUUUGGGAAGACCAGGGGCAAUUGUAUCUAAUCAUGUAUCACAUUUGGAUAUUCUGUAUCACAUGUCAUCUUCCCUUCCAAGUUUUGUUGCUAAGAGAUCAGUGGCCAGAUUGCCCCUAGUUGGUCUCAUAAGCAAAUGCAUGGGUUGUAUUUUUGUUCAGCGAGAGUCUAAAGCUUCGGAUUUCAAAGGUGUUUCAGGUGCUGUAACUGAAAGAAUCGAGCGAGCUCAUAGACAAAAAGACUCUCCAAUGAUGCUACUCUUUCCUGAGGGUACAACUACAAAUGGGGACUAUCUCCUUCCGUUCAAGACAGGAGCCUUUCUUGCAAAAGCACCAGUACGGCCAGUCAUUUUAAGAUACCCAUACAAGAGAUUUAGUCCAGCAUGGGACUCCAUGGAUGGGGCACGCCAUAUAUUGCUGCUCCUUUGUCAGUUUGCAAACUAUCUAGAGGUUGUCCAUUUGCCUGUGUACUAUCCUUCUCAGCAAGAAAAAGACGAUCCAAAGCUCUAUGCAAGUGAUGUACGGAAAUUGAUGGCAGUGGAGAAGGAGCAUACUGUUGAUGACAAGGAGCAUACUGUUUAUUUUCCCAAGAGGAUUGAUAAAGUAUGUGGAGUUAAUACAAUUUCUAAUGUGAGAACUAUCAAAGUAGGAGUUAUUGAUUGUUCUAUAUAUGAGCCUAAAGAAGGAUAUCAAAAUAUUAUGAUUGGAUCCAUAUCAAUUCAAUACAAGAAAAGGAAGAUGGAUAACCAUACCUUUGGAGAAAUGUUCGAAAGAGAGACGACAAGCACGGGGAGGCCCUCAAGGGCAGCCACUCGAAUUAGACGAUCCUAUAAUGAGGAUGUCAUCGCACCGAGCUUCGAAGUUGAAGAGGAUAAUGGAGUUUCUAAUGCUUCAUCCUUUCCAUGUUAUGACUUUUUGCGUAAUGCAGGGCUGCUUGAUGACUUCUUGUUCCUCAUCAAUAAUGUGAGCUUAUCUACCUAUAUGGAAGAUGAGAGGAGUCAAUACUACAUGCUAACUAAAAUCUUUGUUGAAAGCUUCCAGUUCAACAACACACACUUCCAACCAUCAGUUACAUUCAGGAUUUAUGAUAGGCCUAUUACUAUGAAGUUGAAAGAUUUUGUACUGCAUUGAAUAUUGCUCCUGUAGGUACAACGAAGAAGAUCGAGAAAAGUCCCAAGACCUUGACGGAGCUCUAUUGAGAAGUUAGCAAUGAUGAUAGCCGCACCAUUCAGCGCGGCAAGAUAAGAAACAUUCAACUCCCUGCCAUUAGAUAUUUCGCUUACUAUCUUGCUACUAGCAUUUUUGGUAGGGAGAACACUAGAAAUAUUUCUAGUUAUCAUCUUGCUUUCCUAGUUGCUACACUUACUGGAAAGACACCUUAUCAUCUUGGUGCUCUUGUUGCUCGUCGUUUAUCCAAUAAGGGCCUAGUUUUGGAGGACUAUUUAACUCUUGGGAUUAACAUGCGCUAGAGCUUUUAAUUUUUUAAACAGGAGUAAAAUUAUUUUGAGAGGUGUUUGUUGUUGUCAACGAAUGGUAGUGGGCACUCUAACUACCUCGUCAACCAGACUUUCAAGAGCGGCUCCCAUGAAGGCAAUAAUUUCUCCAAAAAUAGGCCCCUUAGUGGAUAAACGACGAGCAACAAGAGCACCAAGAUGAUAAGGUGUCUUUCCAGUAAGUGCAGCAACUAGAAAAACAAGAUGAUAACUAGAAAUGUUGCUAGUGUUCUCCCUACCAAGAAUGCUAGUAGCAAGAUAGUAAGCGAAAUAUCUAAUGGCAGGGAGUUGAAUGUUUCUUAUCUUGCCGCGCUGAAUGGUGCGGCUAUCAUCAUUGGUAACUUCUCGAUAGAGCUCCAGCAAAGCCUUGAGAUUAUUCUCGAUCUUCUUCGUUGUACCUAUAGGGGCAAUAUCCAAUGAAGUACAAAAAUCCUUCAACUUCAUGGUAAUAGGAUUAUCAUAAAUCCUGAAUGUAACUGAUGGUUGGUAGUGUUUGUUGUUGAACUGAAAGCUCUCAACAAAGAUUUUAGUUAGCAUGUAGUAUUGAUCCCUCUCAUCUUCCAUAUAGGUGGUUAAGCCCACAUUAUUGAUGAGGACCAAGAAAUCAUCCAGCAGCCCUGCAUUACUCAAAAAGUUAUAACAUGGAAAAGAUGAAGCGUUAGGGACUCCAUUAUCCUCUUCAACUUCGAAUCUCGGUGCGAUGACAUCCUCAUUAUAGGAUCGUCUAAAUCGAGUGGUUGCCCUUGAGGGCCUCCCCGUGCUUGUCGUCUCUCUUUUGAACACUUCUCCAAAGUUAUAGUUAUCCAUCCUCCUUUUCUGAAAUUUUUCAACAAACAUUAUAAAAGUUGAUUUGGAGACAUAUAAUUGAGGGAAACUACUAUAGGAACUUGGUAGAGUACUAAACGUGCAUCAAAACUAAUUCUUACAACUUAGAACAAGCAUGCAAGCUCACUUAAUAUGUUACCUACAGCAGCCGAUAUACUCAACCAAACAAAAUUCUACUUGGAUAAUCGGAGGAGUCACAUACCGGAGAGCAAAUGUGCCAAAUUUCAGACAGAAAUCUGGGCUGAGCAAAGAGAUCGAGAAAUCCUGAGCUCUUGAGCAAAAACGCGAGUGAGAGAAAGUUGGUACGAGUUUUUUCGGGAGAGAGAGUGGAAUGGGAGGAAGAGAUGACUUAGUGGGGCAAGGAGGGGCCCACACCAUAGGGUGGCGCGCCCCCCUCCUUGGCCGCGCCGGCACAUGGGGGGCAGCCCUGGGGUGCCCCACUGGUCAGCCCCAGGUGCUCCCAGGUAGCUCUUCGAAAAAUAAGACCAACGAUAUAAUUUUUGUGAAUUUUUGAAAACUUUGAAAAAUGCACAUUUCUGGGUGUUAAAAUUAUUACUACUGGGCAGAAAAAGAUUUUCAAACCUCUAAACAAUUAAUGAACCUUGCAAAACAAUUAGUGCUACAGCAAGUAGAACAAGUGGCGGAAGAAAGAAAUGUUGUUUAGCUCCUCUAUGCAUAUAAAAUGUACUUGUUAACAAGGUUGAUCAAGUCUUGCCACCAAAUAAAUUUUACACGACAUAAGAAGAAAUAAACCUCAAAUCAAUCAUGUUACCUUGUAUUAAAUUGAUAUGGAUCCAAUCAUAAUAUUUUGAUAUCCUUCUUUAGGCUCAUAUAUAGAAUAAUCAAUAACUCCCACUUUGAUAGUUCUCACAUUAGAAAUUGUAUUAACUCCACAUACUUUAUCAAUCCUUUUGGGAAAAUAAACAGUAUGCUCCUUAUCAUCAGCAUUGUGGAGAUUGCAACAUGAGAAUAGUGGAGGAAGUCUUGUAGCUCCACACAUGGAAUAAACGAGGACACUGUCCUUAUAGUGGCAUUGUGCAUAUAGGAAGAGGCUACCCGCCUACUUGCCAUGUAUUAGGCAUUCUGUUUCAUCAAUGUAAUAACAUGAUGUGCUGUAUACCCAUGUCAUCGUAUUCAUAUGUAUUUUGUCUGGUACAAUUGAGUAAAAGAGAUUAAUUUAUUUUUA
Messenger RNA from Lolium perenne, 4068 nucleotides. RefSeq names its product lysophospholipid acyltransferase LPEAT1. The record is from RefSeq and is a predicted model, not a curated record. Gene Ontology annotation, cellular component: endoplasmic reticulum. NCBI's taxonomy places the organism in Eukaryota, Viridiplantae, Streptophyta, Magnoliopsida, Poales, Poaceae. Gene Ontology annotation, biological process: phospholipid metabolic process. Gene Ontology annotation, molecular function: lysophosphatidylethanolamine acyltransferase activity.